Messenger RNA from Sporothrix schenckii 1099-18, 3735 nucleotides. Its product is annotated as SNF2 family DNA-dependent ATPase. Gene Ontology annotation, molecular function: ATP binding; ATP-dependent chromatin remodeler activity. The transcript is spliced from 3 exons. Bases 1 to 3735 code for a protein of 1244 amino acids. The record is from RefSeq and is a predicted model, not a curated record. NCBI's taxonomy places the organism in Eukaryota, Fungi, Ascomycota, Sordariomycetes, Ophiostomatales, Ophiostomataceae.
AUGGCAUCUUCCAAUCAGCCUCCUGAUCACCUGAAUGACUAUGACCUGCAGGCGGUUGACCAAAACGGAGUGCCUCUGCUCAGUAACGGCGCCUUACCUACAUGGAACCCGGCUACUCUGCUCGACCCUCAGCGCCAUCUCAUGUCUACUCCCUCCUUCGCCUCACAUCUGCCGCCACCACCGACCUCAACGCCCAUGCUUGGCAACCCACUUCAACAAAUGGGGGGCAUGGACGGUUCUACUCUAGCCUUCAAUUUCAACAGCACCAAUGACGUCCCCGUUGCGGUUAACGGUUUUGGGGCCGGUGGAGCUGCGCCGGCCGAGCUCGCUUUUCAGUUCACGGGGCCUGCCACCGAUGACGGCUACCUUUCGUCGGGUGACCAGAUCGCCACAGACCUAGUCAACGGUCACGGCCUGACGGGCUCCAAUUUGAGCGGGCCUCCCGCCUAUGCUAGCUCUGAAGGUGCUACCAACACACCGCCAAACGGCAUGGCAGCCAUGCUCGAGCGAAACUUUCACGUUCAGGACCGUAAGGACGUCCCCCAGCCGAAACGUCGCAAGACGCUGACCGGCGAGCCAACGGAUAUAAAGCCGGUCUUCCAGACGAGCAGCAACGGUAUCCUCGCGCAGGGUGUCAAGCAAGAAGAGCAAAAGGCCAAGACUCGUCCUGCUGGAAUGGCCGUGGCUGCUGCGAAGCAACCUGUUACAGUUGAUCUAACAGACGGUUCCGAGACCGAUUCAAAAGCCCAGGAAUCAUAUGAAGAAGUGUGUUUUGGAGCAGUGCUGGGUGUGACCUUUGACUGCCACCAAGUACCGGCUCCCAAACCCGGUACGCAGGCCAUGGGCGGCCCGGCGUACUGGCCAACUGUCAAGAUCGUCUUGCGCCGCAAGGUGAACGAAAAGAGCCACGUCAUUGAUGUGUGCGAUCACACGCGCCAGGUAGUCGGAAGCCUUGAUCGCAAGGCGGCUGAAUGCUUUGUGCCCCUCAUGGACAUCGCCAAGGUCCACCUCCGGACGGACGCAAAAAUUCCCGUCCGCCGUAAGAACGAGGACGAAGUCGUCGGCCAGCCAGUGUCACGGUCGUAUAAGAUCGACCUAGUGUUGUACGGCGCUCCGUCCUUUGGAAAAGCAAUUGGCAAACGCCUCGCCAAGUUUGGCUUCAAGCUGGUGAAGCCGGUCCGCUACGAUGCGAAUGUCCGCUUGGCAAUCCCGCAACAGGACCCAAACAUGCUAGCCAAUGGAGACGCGAAACCCAUGCAUGCCGCUGGCUUGCCAUCACAUGCGGCACAGCAGUAUGCAUCGACUAUGAACAGUACUGCCCGUACGAUGGAAGAGGUGCGCUCUGAAGUGCUCCACGUCUUCGACUCCAUGGCCAACGCGGAGGACCUUCCCGAGACGGAACCCAGCCCCAGUGUGACGACACAGAUGCUACGCCACCAGAAGCAGGGUCUCUACUUCAUGAUGCACCGCGAACGGCCCAUGGCGGCGCAGUCCGGUUCAAAGCUCAGCUCAUCCAUCUGGCAGAAGAAGACAUCGCUCGCCAAUCAGACCCUGUACUACAACGUUAUCACCGGACAGAACGAGGUCCAGCCGCCCAGCGAGACGCUUGGCGGCAUCUUGGCUGAUAUGAUGGGCCUGGGCAAGACGUUGAGCAUUUUGUCGCUGGUUGCAAGCACGGGAGCCCAAGCCGAGAAGUGGCACAAGCAGUCGCCCAUGCAGCCAAAGGCACCCGAGAGAAAGAAGAAGCCGGGGGCUCCCCAAAACUUUGAUGCGCCGACUCCGCAGACCCUUGACCUCACGCGUCUGAAGCGGAAUGGAAAGGGCACGCUGCUUGUCUGUCCUCUGAGUACGGUUGCGAACUGGGAAGAGCAGAUAAAGCAGCACCUUGCGCCGGACUCGCUCAAGUACCACAUCUACCACGGCCAGAACCGUAUCAAGGACAUUGGCGAGCUCUCUGAGUUUGAUCUCGUCAUAACAACGUACGGCUCCGUCUCAAGUGAGCUGACAUCCAGAAGCCGCGGCAAGUCGGGUCAUUAUCCUCUCGAGGAGAUUGGCUGGUUUCGCGUUGUCCUCGAUGAGGCACAUAUGAUCCGUGAGCCAUCCACGCUCCAGUUCAAGGCUAUUUGCCGUCUACAGGCCAGCCGGCGCUGGGCCGUAACUGGUACGCCGGUACAGAACCGCCUGGAAGACUUGGGGUCGCUGCUGGCCUUUUUGCGCCUCAAGCCUUUUGACGACCGCUCCAAGUUCAACCAUUUCAUUGUGAACCCGUUCCGUGCCUGUGACCCGAACAUUCUGACACGGCUACGCAUCUUGGUGGACACAAUCACGCUUCGGCGUCUCAAGGACAAGAUCGACCUCCCUAAACGCAGCGACGUCAUCAUCCGCCUGACUUUCUCCGAUGAAGAGAGCCGCCUCUACAACUUCUACUCUCGCAACGCAAAGGACCGGCUUCAGGUGCUCACUGGCCACCAGGAGCGCCUGCUGGGCGGCAAGGUGUACAUUCACAUCUUGCAGGCUAUUUUGCGCCUCCGUCUCAUCUGUGCACAUGGCCGUGAGCUGCUGAGCGAGGACGACCUGAAGCUGAUGCAAGGAAUGACUCUCGAGUCUGCUAUUACCAUUGACGAGGACGACGACGCAUCCGGCGAGGUGAAGCAGCGGCUUCCCGAGGCGCAAGCUUACGGUAUCUAUGACUUGCUUGUCAACACGGACUAUGACACCUGUGCACAUUGCAAGAACAAGCUGGGCUACUCGGACGACACAACGUCGACCGACAUUCGCUCCGAAAAGCAGGAAGAUGUCAUUGGUUACAUGACACCCUGUAUGCAUAUUUAUUGCCCCAAUUGCGUCAAGCACUUUGCCGAUAACGAGCGCGGGCUCACCCACAAGAGCAACCGGCCGGGCAUCUGCCCAACGUGCAACGCCUCGGUCAUGUUUUCGUGUGUCGAAAUUCGCCACGACCGCGCGGACGUGGAGCACGACACUCUACCUCACCGGCGUGCUAGCUUUGUGCACGACAAAAAGCCGGUCACGGAUGGUACUUACAACGGCAACGGCAACAGCAAUGGUAGCCAGGCGCUGCUCCGCAACAGUAGUGGAGCGUCGGGAGCAGCUGGCGAUGCACCUUCGCCACCGUCCGGCCAUACGGGCAAGACGAUUAGCGAAAGCAACUACUCGGGCCCGCACACAAAGACACGCGCCCUCGUCGCGGAGCUGCUGGAGCAGAAGCGCCUCAGCGAAGCAAACCCGGACCAGCCGCCGUACAAAUCGGUUGUCUUUUCUGGCUGGACGUCGCAUCUCGACCUAAUCCAGCUGGCUUUCGACAGUAACAACAUCUCGUAUUGCCGCCUCGACGGCAAGAUGUCGCGCACGGCGCGCACGCAGGCCAUGGACACCUUCCGCGACAACCCAGACGUGCAGGUCAUCCUGGUCUCCAUCAUGGCGGGUGGUUUGGGCCUCAACCUGACAACGGCCAACACGGUCUAUGUCAUGGAGCCGCAGUACAACCCCGCCGCCGAGGCGCAGGCGAUUGACCGGGUGCACCGGCUGGGCCAGACGCGCGAAGUGCGGACGGUGCGGUACAUUAUGAAGGACAGUUUUGAGGAGCGCAUGCUGGAGAUCCAGAACCGCAAGAUCAAAAUCUCCAACUUGUCAAUGAACCGAUCGGACCACCGUGCGGCCAGCUCGACAGAUGCUGCACGGCAGCGUCUCGAAGAUCUUCGAAGUCUCUUCAAGUAA